AUGAAGUCCGAAACAUCUGUUCGAUAUACAGAAAUCGAGCACUCGCUUAGCUUCUGGCAAGCAGCCAGACUAUACUAUCCAGCAGCACUAUGGGUCCUCUACGUCAACCUUGCAACCGUUCUCAAAGGUAUGGAUGGAGGUAUCACUGGAAGUCUGAUUGGCCUUGACCCAUUCAAGAAGACAUAUGGACAUCCUUACAACGAUACCUAUGUCGUUCCCGCUGCCUGGGUUAGUGCUUUUGGCUACGCAAACAAUAUUGGUGGUGUCCUUGGUGCUCUGUUUUCUGGUGUCGUUUACGAGAGAUGGGGUCCGAGGAAGAUGAUUGCGGCGUGCUCUCUGGGUUCGAUUGGAAUUAUCUUUAUCCAAUUCUUCAGUACUACACCUGCACAGCUGUUCGUGGGCCAAAUGCUCAAUGGCGCCAUCAUCAGUUUCUUCCCUAUAUGUGCAUCGGCAUAUACUGGCGAGGUCUGCCCACUUGCCUUACGAGGCGUGAUGGCCUCAUUGACCAACCUUGCAUUCAUCUGCGGUAAAUUCAUCUCCUCAGGAAUCAUGAAAGGCACAAACACCAUCUCAACCUCCUGGGCCUUCAAGAUCCCCAUCGCCACACAAUGGGCUCUCCCCCUAUUCAUGCUCUCCCUAGUCUACUUCUGCCCCGACCCACCUUACUGGCUCUGCCGCAAAGGCCGCCACGAAGAAGCCGCUCAAUCACUCAAACGCUUUGCAACCACCAAAGUAGACACUUCCCUAACCCUCACCAGCAUCCUCGAAACCUUGCGUCUGGAAGAAUCAUCAAAGCAAGAUCGACCGACCUAUCUCGAUUGUUUCCGCGGCACGGAUCUCAGGCGUUUGGUCAUUUGUGUGAUGGCGUAUGACAUGCAGGCUUUCACGGGCAAUAUGCUAUUCAUCAGCUACGCAGUCUACUUUUUCGAAAUGGCGGGUUUGGACUCUGCGGAUGCGUUUUCGAUGAAUCUCGGUCUCACCGCUCUGGGUUUCGUGGGUACGUGUGCUGCUUGGCCUCUUCUCUCUUACGUUGGAAGGCGUCCUGCAUACCUUUUCGGCACCAUUGGUCUCGCCACGAUCAUGUUCCUCAUCGGAGUCAUUGAUUUUGCACCACGAGCGACUUCAGCGCCGACGUGGGCACAAUGUUCAUUGAUGCUUUUGGCAAACUUGAUCUACGACACCACCAUCGGACCUUUCUGCUACGUCAUGCUAGCCGAAGUGCCAUCAGCCAGACUCCGCGGUCUCACCAUCGCAUUGGCUACCGUAUCCGUCCAAGUGGUGUCCAUCAUCUUCGCUAUAGCAAUUCCUUACGCAAUGAACAAAGACGAGGGCGAUUGGAGAGGCAAAGUGGGCUUUAUAUUCUCUGGUCUAGGGGUUUUGUGCACGCUCUACUGCUUCUUCUUUAUGCCUGAGACACGCAACAGGACGUUUGAGGAACUCGAUGUGUUGUUUGAGCGGAAGGUGUCGAGUAGAGACUUCUCGGCUCACAAGUUUGACGAUGUUGAAACAGAGAGUACAGAGACGGUGUUUGCAGAGAAGCAAUUCGUGUAA
Molecule: messenger RNA, 1551 nt
Organism: Aureobasidium namibiae CBS 147.97
Lineage: Eukaryota; Fungi; Ascomycota; Dothideomycetes; Dothideales; Saccotheciaceae
Product: general substrate transporter
Exons: 2
Coding region: 1-1551 (516 amino acids)
Biological process (GO): transmembrane transport; carbohydrate transport
Cellular component (GO): membrane
Molecular function (GO): carbohydrate:proton symporter activity
Source: RefSeq, a predicted model, not a curated record